Drosophila teissieri is the source of this 625-nucleotide messenger RNA. It is a transcript of the gene rtv, whose product is annotated as protein quiver. The transcript is spliced from 3 exons. The coding region runs from base 59 to 511 and encodes 150 amino acids. Gene Ontology annotation, biological process: positive regulation of voltage-gated potassium channel activity; regulation of synaptic transmission, cholinergic; sleep. NCBI's taxonomy places the organism in Eukaryota, Metazoa, Arthropoda, Insecta, Diptera, Drosophilidae. The record is from RefSeq and is a predicted model, not a curated record.
UCUUUGGUGCUAUUGCAAUUCCUUCGCCUGUAAGUAGGCGAAAUAGGAAGAAGGGACCAUGCAAUCUACUAGCCUUUUUCUGUCUGUGAUUUUCCUCAUAAGUCUGGUUUCAAUCGAUGGCCUCCUGCGCCGCUGCUAUCAGUGCCGAUCCCGCGGAGAAUUGGGCAGCUGCAAGGACCCCUUCACCUUCAAUGCGACGGAUGUGGAGCAGGAGCCAGGAGUGGCGGCCAUCCCGUGUGCCAGCGGCUGGUGCGGCAAGGUGAUUGAGGGCGGCGGCGCCUAUGCCAUCGACGAUUAUGACCUGGCCAUCCAGCGGAUGUGCGUGCAGCGCGGUCCGGAUGACAACAUGGACCGCUGUGCGGACACCAUCUACAACUACAAGAAGGUGUACAUGUGCUUCUGCCAGGGCGACCUGUGCAACGGCACGAGGAGCUGGUCCAGUGCACCACCGAUGAUUCUGAUUCCCAUCCUGCCGCUGCUCGGCUGGCUGCUCCAGCGGAUCCGGAACUAGACUGCUUUCUGUGCUUUUAGCCAGCAAUGUAUAUACAUUUUUCAAUACUCAUCAACACGAAAUGCAAUAUCUACUGUUCGAGAAAUACAAACUGUUUUUGGUUAAUAUUUAAAA